AUGGAUAAUCCCGAUGUCCCAAACACCCAAAAGGCCUUCGUGCCCCUCGAAAAUAACCCAGAAGUAAUGUCCCACCUAGUCCACCAACUAGGUCUCCCUCCAACCCUGGGCUUCACCGACGUAUUUUCAAUCGACGAGCCAGACCUCCUAGCCUUCGUCCCACGCACCUCCCACGCCCUCCUCCUCGUCUUCCCGGUCUCUAAAACCUACGAAGAAUCCCGCAAAAAAGAAGAUAGCGCCCUGGAAGAAUAUACAGGCCACGGCCCUUCCGAGCCCGUAACAUGGUUCAAACAAACAAUCCGCAACGCAUGCGGCUUAAUUGGACUCCUGCAUGCUGUCUCAAACGGCGAGCCCCGGUCCCACAUUACCCCCGGCUCGGAUCUCGAUAUGCUUCUUACUCAGGCGCAGGAUCUGGAGCCUGCUCGUCGGGCAGAUCUGCUGUAUGAGAGUAAGGCGCUUGAGAGUGCUCAUGCGGAUGCGGCGAAGUUGGGGGAUACGGCUGCGCCGCAGGCCGAGGAUGACGUUGAUUUGCAUUUUGUGGCGUUUGUCAAGGUUGGUGAUACGCUUUGGGAGCUUGAUGGGAGGAGAAAGGGACCUUUGGCCAGGGGAAAACUUGGACCUGACGAGGAUGCGCUGAGUGAGACUGCGUUGGGAUUGGGUGUCAGGAGGUUUUUGAAGAUGGAGGCUGAGGGCGGGAAUCCGGAUUUGAGGUUCAGCCUUGUUAGUCUUGGGCCUGUGUUUGAUUAG
Penicillium longicatenatum is the source of this 747-nucleotide messenger RNA. RefSeq names its product ubiquitin carboxyl-terminal hydrolase. Gene Ontology annotation, biological process: protein deubiquitination; ubiquitin-dependent protein catabolic process. Lineage: Eukaryota; Fungi; Ascomycota; Eurotiomycetes; Eurotiales; Aspergillaceae. Gene Ontology annotation, cellular component: cytoplasm. The transcript has 2 exons. The record is from RefSeq and is a predicted model, not a curated record. Gene Ontology annotation, molecular function: cysteine-type deubiquitinase activity. The coding region runs from base 1 to 747 and encodes 248 amino acids.